This is a messenger RNA of Ahaetulla prasina, 936 nucleotides long. RefSeq names its product olfactory receptor 14A16-like. NCBI's taxonomy places the organism in Eukaryota, Metazoa, Chordata, Lepidosauria, Squamata, Colubridae. Bases 1 to 936 code for a protein of 311 amino acids. Gene Ontology annotation, molecular function: olfactory receptor activity; G protein-coupled receptor activity; odorant binding. The transcript has a single exon. Gene Ontology annotation, biological process: G protein-coupled receptor signaling pathway. Gene Ontology annotation, cellular component: membrane. The record is from RefSeq and is a predicted model, not a curated record.
AUGGAAAAUCAAUCAAGAGUUGGUGAAUUCCUUCUGCACGGAUUCCCUGACACUGAGGAGCUAAGAAUAGUUCAUACCAUCACUUUUUUAGUAAUUUAUUUGGUGGCACUCACUGAGAAUCUCAUUAUUAUUACUGUCAUUCUUUGCAGCCAUCAACUUCACUCACCUAUGUAUUUUUUUCUAGCCAACCUAUCUUUCCAAGAUCUUGGCUCCAUCUCUGUCACAAUUCCUAAAUCACUACUAAAUUCUUUGAUGAACACUGAAACUAUUUCUUACUCUGGCUGUCUAUGUCAAGUUUUCUUCUUUGUUUUUUUUGUAAUGUCUCAUUUCUUCCUCCUUGGUGUCAUGGCAUAUGAUCGUUAUGUAGCCAUCUGCAAUCCACUGCAUUAUGAGACUAUACUGAGCAAAACUGUCUGUAUCCAAAUGGCAACCAGUGUCUGGAUGGGUGGACUGACUUAUUCUAUGCUCCAUACAGGAAAUUUGUUUACGGUGAAGUUCUGUUCAAGAAUCAUCAAUCAGUUUUUCUGUGAAAUCCCUCAACUGCUCAAGAUCUCUUGCUCUGACUCUUAUGUUGCAGAAGAGUGGGCACUCACCUUGGGUUCUUGUUUAGCAUUCAUUCUUUUUGUUCUAAUUGUGUUUUCAUAUGUGAGGAUUUUUAAAACAGUUUUGCAAAUCCCAUCUACCCAAGGGAAGGAGAAGGCCUUCUCUACUUGCUUACCUCAUCUCCUAGUUAUUUGUCUGUUUCUGAUAAGUGGUAAUUUUGCAUACCUGAAACCCACAUCCAGCUUCCCAUCAACAUCAGACCUCCUGAUUUCUAUGUUUUACUGUGUGGUGCCACCAAUCUUGAAUCCGCUGAUCUAUAGCAUGAGAAACAAGGAACUUAAAAUGGCAUUCUGGAAGCUGUUCUUCAAGUUUUUUUUCCAAUACCUGACCUGA